Molecule: messenger RNA, 1020 nt
Organism: Drosophila arizonae
Lineage: Eukaryota; Metazoa; Arthropoda; Insecta; Diptera; Drosophilidae
Gene: galla-1
Product: cytosolic iron-sulfur assembly component galla-1
Source: RefSeq, a predicted model, not a curated record
UUGCAUUGUAAAUAUUAUUUGUUUAAACAGCACAUAAAGUUAAAUAGAAUACACCAUAAUUGCAAGAACAAUAUUAUGGUGGAUAUUAAAUGAUUACAGCACAUCGCCAACAAGAAGAACAAUAGAAGUUCACAGAGAAACCAAAUCACUCUCUUCGUAGCAACGCGUAAAAGAUAAAAACACGGACGAGAUAAGAGCAACCCAAUCAAACGUGCCAAACAACAAAUACCCAUACAAYUAAACACCUAUACAAGCACACACACACACUCAUACAGGGGAAUAAUUAGAGCACAUAGCAAAACGCUAAAUAUGUUGUCUUACAUUAAGCGCAAACUCUCUGAAUCGGACAGCGGCAACAGCAGUAGCAACAGCAAUCCCACACCAGCCGCGGAGCUCGUCCGGAAAACAAGUCAAAUGUCAUUGGACAAUGGUGCAAUUGUCUAUGGAGAGGAUGCCUUACUACAUGAGCUGGGCUAUCGCAGCGCCACAGAUCUGCAAGAGACUAUCUAUGAUCUGCUGCGCACCAUACGCGAUCCGGAGAAGCCCUGCACACUGGAGGAUUUGAAUGUUAUCUAUGAGGAUGGGAUCUUUGUGAUGCAGCCAACCCGCUCAAAUGUCUCAGUGGUUCGCAUUGAAUUUAACCCGACUGUGCCGCACUGCUCGCUGGCUACGCUGAUUGGCCUCUGCAUACGCGUCAAGGUGGAGCGUGGACUGCCGCAUAAUAUAAAGCUGGAUAUUUAUAUCAAGAAGGGCGCACAUCAAACCGAGGAAGAGAUUAAUAAGCAAAUCAAUGACAAGGAACGCAUUGCAGCUGCCAUGGAGAAUCCCAAUCUACGUGAACUAGUCGAGAAUUGCAUCAAGGAUGAGGAAUAGAACACGUGUGGCUGCUCGAAUGUGCUGUAUAUAGAGAUUUAGGUCGGGUUUAGUUCAUAAGUUUAUAAGUGUACCAAGUACUUGUCGCCUGUUGCUGUAUGAAUUGUCUACAAAAUUAAAGUCUUAAGAUUUGUUAAAAGGGAGGAA